CCUCGGAGAUACCAAGACUCCGCCUGGCAAUGGAUACACGAUCAAAGAAAUUUCUUACCAUGAUCUCCCGGAGAAAGGUUACCUCUACGAAUACGCACCGAAGAAUACCGAUGGAACGCCAAAGCCAUCAAGUGAAGAUUCAACCUUAAGUGAUGAAAAUACGUUGAGAGAUAGUGGCUUGAUCAAAGUUCAGUUCCUUCCCGGCGCUUUCGACUCGUUGGGCACAGACGAGUCGAAUGAGUUGAACGAGUCGGAAUGUUAUUUGUGA
This is a messenger RNA of Acaulospora colombiana, 268 nucleotides long. NCBI's taxonomy places the organism in Eukaryota, Fungi, Glomeromycota, Glomeromycetes, Diversisporales, Acaulosporaceae. The record is from the annotation of a GenBank genome assembly.